This is a messenger RNA of Diabrotica virgifera virgifera (western corn rootworm), 1437 nucleotides long. RefSeq lists its product as uncharacterized. Lineage: Eukaryota; Metazoa; Arthropoda; Insecta; Coleoptera; Chrysomelidae. The coding region runs from base 323 to 1372 and encodes 349 amino acids. The record is from RefSeq and is a predicted model, not a curated record. The transcript has 6 exons.
CCGCCAUUGCCAUUGUGUCUUGUGUCGUUGUCGCAGUCACAAGUCACAGUGUCCAUUUCGCUUAUUUUUUUGUUUAUUUUUGAUAAUAUUUUGCUUGUUAUUUUAUUUAAUUCAUCGAAAAAAGAGCCAGAGCCCCAGCAGAAUAUUGUUGAUGUAAAGUUAUUAUAGACAAAUAAAAACAAGUUCUGGUUCUAAGCAAUCUGUGGAUAGUGGCGUGGCCGAGUGGCGUGGGUGUAAUACAAUACACAACCAUAUUUUAGUCGGGCGGGAACACAUUGGAUUUUAGUGGUUUUUAUUAGUUUUGUUUAAAUAAUUAUUCGUCAUGGCAUCUCCAAAAACGUGGACUGUUGUGUGCUUCUGUUCGGAUAAUGCUGUCCAGGCAGUCCCAACAACAUGGAUAAAUGGAGACACUUGUCUUUGGCCUGCCUUACCACGUGAAAAAUUGAAUAACGCAUUAAAGAACUGCGAAUACAAUAGUUGUUGGCCCAUGCAUAAAGUGCGAAUAUUUCGGGAUUCAACUUAUGAAGACUAUGCAACAGCGAGAACGAAGGCAGCGAAAGCUGAGUACAGCAGUGACCUAAAUUCAGAUCCUGACGUAAGAAGAUCCAGAAAAAGACGAACGUUCACUUCUUCGGAAUCAGAAGACGAGAGCAGGAUAAAGAAAAAGCCGAAAAAAAAAGCUAUAAAUCUACCGACACCUCCAUCGUGGAAUAUGCCUACAGUGCUGUUAGACUAUGAGGAUAUGAACAAUACAAUUGAUACAAAUGGUAGUUUUAUUAGAGAGAGUAUGGAAAUUACCGCUGGCGCAGCCAAUUUCUCAGGCGCAAAUUUAAAAGAAACUGAGGAUGUUUCUGAAAUAACGGAUGAUAAACAUAAUUGCAAACGCAAUUCACAAAUACUCUACAACAUACAGAGCCUGUUAAUAGAGGUCAAUGAAAGACUAAUAGAGGUCAAUAAUAAAUUGUCUGCCAAUCCUCAACAGUCAUUGGAAGGACCAUCAGUGGACGAUGUUUUAGAAAGAAUUUCUAUAGAGCUGCCAGUGGAUAGUGAAGAAAAACUAGAAAAUCUAGAACAAUUUUUGGCAUCUACCGAAAAUUAUAAAUCUUUGGUCCAAUAUUUUGCCAAGAUGGGAGGCAUUAAUCUGUGUGAUUUUGUGAAAAGAUGUUUGGGCCCAAUAAUGUCAGACUCGAUGGCAAUGGCCUAUUCUUUUAUAGGCAGAAAAGGGAAAUUGAACUUUUCAAAGCUACAGCUUUCAAAAGCAGUUAUUGAAUCAUCUGAGAGAACUGGCUUACAAAAAACAAGGAAGGAGACAGAAUAUGCUGUAGCCUUGUGGCUAAGAAAAUCCAAGGAAAGAUGCAUGAAGAGAAUAUAAGACAUUUUUUUUUAUAAUUUAGAUGUGCAAUAUAUUUUUAUGUGCAAUAAAACUGUUUAUAUUUA